AUUUCGGGAACUCGAAGCUGGAGUGCGGACAAUGACGUGGAGAAAAGGAACGAGAAGGCUCAUCCGUCCUCCUCUUUUCGGAUCCGACAAAGAAAGGGAAAAGGAAACCCGUCGGAUCUCGCGUUCUUUUGACGGCAGUCAGCGCCCUUCCUCGCCGUCUCUCUUUGGUGUGCUAGAAGUUUCCUAAAAUGGCAGAUGGUCAUGAAACUGAUAAGAAUAUUGAGAUAUGGAAGAUUAAGAAAUUGAUUAAGGCACUGGAAUCUGCAAGAGGAAAUGGUACAAGCAUGAUCUCUCUUAUAAUGCCACCACGAGAUCAAAUCUCUCGAGUCACCAAGAUGUUGGGUGAUGAAUAUGGAACUGCUUCAAACAUUAAAAGUAGAGUCAAUCGGCAGUCUGUGCUGGCUGCCAUUACCUCAGCACAGCAGAGGCUCAAGCUUUAUAACAAGGUUCCUCCCAAUGGGCUGGUUCUGUAUACUGGAACCAUAGUUACAGAGGAUGGAAAAGAAAAGAAGGUAACUAUAGAUUUUGAGCCAUUCAAACCCAUUAAUGCAUCACUAUAUCUUUGUGAUAACAAGUUUCAUACUGAGGCUUUAAAUGAACUUCUGGAAUCUGAUGAUAAGUUUGGAUUCAUAGUUAUGGAUGGAAAUGGAACACUUUUUGGCACUUUGAGCGGCAACACACGUGAGGUGCUUCACAAAUUCACUGUGGACCUUCCAAAGAAGCAUGGACGAGGAGGGCAAUCAGCACUACGAUUUGCUCGGCUUCGGAUGGAGAAGCGUCAUAACUAUGUGCGAAAGACAGCUGAGCUUGCCACCCAAUUCUUCAUUAAUCCAGCUACAAGUCAGCCGAAUGUUGCUGGGCUAAUUCUGGCUGGUUCUGCUGAUUUUAAAACAGAAUUAAGCCAGUCGGACAUGUUUGAUCCACGUCUUCAGGCCAAAAUACUUAAUGUAGUUGAUGUUUCUUAUGGAGGAGAGAAUGGCUUCAAUCAGGCCAUUGAGUUGUCUGCGGAAAUUCUAUCAAAUGUGAAGUUUAUACAGGAAAAGAAAUUGAUUGGGAAGUAUUUUGAGGAAAUAAGCCAAGACACUGGGAAGUAUGUUUUUGGUGUGGAUGAUACUCUUAAAGCUCUUGAAAUGGGUGCUGUGGAGACCUUGAUUGUUUGGGAAAAUCUGGAUAUCAACAGAUAUGUGUUGAAGAACAGCGUUACUGGAGAAAUCAUCAUAAAACAUUUGAACAAGGAUCAAGAAGCUGACCAGAACAACUUCCGUGAUCCGGCUUCAAAUGCUGAAUUAGAGGUGCAGGACAAAACUUCCCUGCUUGAGUGGUUUGCCAAUGAAUACAAGCGUUUUGGUUGCACCCUCGAGUUUGUUACCAACAAAUCUCAGGAGGGCUCACAGUUCUGCAGAGGGUUUGGUGGCAUUGGUGGAAUCUUGCGUUACCAGCUUGAUAUAAGGUCGUUUGAUGAGCUGUCUGAUGAUGGAGAGGUGUUCGACGACUCUGAUUAGGAAUCAGCUCAACCCAUCAGCAGAGAUGGCCCUGGGAAUGUCUGCAAUUGCCAUCAUUUGCACCUAGUUUUGUUCAAUUUUGCAUGAUUCCUCCAUAAGCUAUCAAGAGUUUGUUUAUCACCUAAGCAUGGUUGCAUACUAGACUGUUGCAUGUGGUAUUGCUCAAGUUUUGUAAGCAGCAAGACAUAGGUGCUUCAUACUUUCAGAAGCAGAGCAGCAUUCAUGAAUUACAAGUUAAUAUUUGGUUGGCCAGCUUGAUUUAAAACUCACGAAAACCCAAGAUUUCUUUGUGAUUGUGGUGCUGAAAGAGGUUUUGUGGUUACCUGUGGUUUGUUUGGUCUCUUCAUAUAGGUCUCAAGGCACAUUGGCAACUUUCAUUCUGUUCUAUUUUGUUUAGUGUCUGUCGCCAUGAUUUCUGUUACCGGAGUUGCUUGACUGAGCGUUCACUUUAAACUUAAACACUUUGCAAUUAGUUAAUUUGUGCUUGAGUGUCAUUCCUGAUGAA
This is a messenger RNA of Elaeis guineensis (African oil palm), 2007 nucleotides long. Its product is annotated as eukaryotic peptide chain release factor subunit 1-3. Gene Ontology annotation, molecular function: translation release factor activity. The record is from RefSeq and is a predicted model, not a curated record. Gene Ontology annotation, biological process: translational termination. NCBI's taxonomy places the organism in Eukaryota, Viridiplantae, Streptophyta, Magnoliopsida, Arecales, Arecaceae.